This is a messenger RNA of Columba livia (rock pigeon), 1041 nucleotides long. RefSeq names its product nicotinamide N-methyltransferase (gene NNMT). The record is from RefSeq and is a predicted model, not a curated record. The coding region runs from base 130 to 927 and encodes 265 amino acids. Gene Ontology annotation, cellular component: cytosol. Lineage: Eukaryota; Metazoa; Chordata; Aves; Columbiformes; Columbidae. The transcript is spliced from 3 exons. Gene Ontology annotation, molecular function: N-methyltransferase activity.
GGGAUUCAACACGGAAAACGUGCAGCUGGGUUGGAGCACAGCCCCUGACCACACGGAGGCGGUGGGAGGGCGGCCGGGGCCAAAGUCUGACCGGGACGAGCAGCGGGCGCAGCGCGGGACGGCGGCACCAUGGAGGCUCCGGCCACGUUCACGGGCGCUGGGGAGUACGAGCGGAGCUUCACCCCCCGGGACUACCUGAGCGAGUAUUACAGGCUGAGCGACGGGCAGGGCCGGCCCAGCACCUUCCUGAUGCAGAACCUGCGCAGCCUGGCCAAGGUGUUCGCGCUGGAGGGGCUGGGGGGGGACACCCUGCUGGACGUGGGCUGCGGCCCCACCAUCUACCAGCUGCUGUCGGCGUGCGAGCGCUUCCAGGAGAUCGUGGCCAUGGACUACACGCCGCAGAACCGCCAGGAGCUGGAGUCGUGGCUGAGGAACGAGCCGGGGGCCUUCGACUGGCGGCCGGUGGUGCAAUAUGUGUGCGAGCUGGAAGGGGACAGGGAGCAGUGGGCUGAGAAGGAGGCGAAGCUGCGCGGGAAGGUGAAGCGGGUGCUGAAGUGCGACGUGACCAAAGCCAACCCGGCGGCGCCCGUGUCGCUGCCGCCCGCCGACUGCGUCCUGUCCGCCUACUGCCUGGAGGCCGCCUGCCCCGACCUGCCCGCCUUCCACCGCGCCCUGCGCGGCAUCGCGGGGCUGGUGAGGCCGGGGGGGCACCUGGUGCUGCUCACCUCCCUCAGCACCACCUACUACGGCGUCGGGGAGCAGGUGUUCUCCUGCCUGCGCCUGGACGAAGCCGCGGUGCUGGAGGCCGUGGAGGGCGCCGGCUUCGAGGUGCGCUUCACCGAGCUGCAGCCGUACCCGGCGGGCAUCGGCCGCAGCGACAUGCAGGCCACGCUGAUCCUGGCGGCACGGCGGCGCGGCACCGCGUAGCCCUGCGCGGCAAAACUGCGGCGUGUCCGGUUCCCAAACCCACCAAUGCACCUUGUACACUUUGCCUGAGAGCAAAUAAAGAGUUGCAGCAGCGCGCGCUGCGAUCGAUGUGCA